GUAUGUACAUACUUUGACUAUAAAGAUUUGAUCUUUUUAGCUUCUUUCUACUAUUUAUUAGUCUCUUUGCUUCUGAAGAAAAAUUGGCCUUUAUUCAAGAUGAUCUUUAAAUUGAGGUAAGAUCAAGAAUAGUUUGAAAAUUAGUUAUUAUUUGCAUGGAGAGUCAAAGAAUUGGAGAUACAACAAGUACUUCGUCAAUUGAUCAUCACAUGCCUUAUAAUACAAGUUUCAUGUAUCAUUCCACACUAAAUAGUAAUAAUAAUCAAGAACCACCAACUUUUGAUUUUGGAGAAUUGGAAGAAGCUAUUGUUUUACAAGGAGUUAAGAUGAACAAUGAUGAUUCUUUUAAAUCACCUUUAUAUGGAGCAGGCAUAAACAGACCUGCAGCAACUCUGGAGAUGUUCCCUUCUUGGCCCACUAAAGUGCAUGACACCCUAAGAGGAAGCUCAAAAUCAAUAGGAGGAGAACAAAGUAGUGAUUCAGAUUCAGCACUAAACACUACUAUUUCUAGUAGAGGUGAAGCAAAUGUGGAACUAGAAUCACCUUCAAAAUCCAACUAUGAAAAGACUUUGAGACGUUUAGCACAAAAUAGAGAAGCAGCAAGAAAAAGCAGACUAAGAAAAAAGGCUUAUGUACAACAACUAGAAACAAGUAGGAUGAGACUUGCUCAACUAGAACAAGAACUUCAAAGGGCUAGAUCUCAGGGGAUUUUCAUGGGAGGUGGUUCUACUGGUCCCAAUAUCAGCUCUGGUGCAUCGAUGUUUGACAUGGAUUAUUCAAGAUGGUUAGAUGAUGAUCAAAGACAAAUAUGUGAGCUACGUACAGCAUUGCAAGCACAUUUAGGAGAUGGUGAACUUAGAAUAAUUGUUGAUGCUUAUAUUGCUCAUUAUGAUCAUAUUUUUUUACUCAAAGGAGUUGUUGCCAAAUCCGAUCUCUUUCACCUCCUCACUGGUAUUUGGGCGUCCCCCGCUGAGCGCGGUUUCCUUUGGCUCGGUGGUUUUAAGCCGUCUGACCUCAUCAAGAUGUUGAUUACGCAAUUGGACCCUUUAACACAACAACAAAUUGUUGGAAUUUAUAGUCUCCAACAAUCAUCACAACAGGCUGAAGAAGCACUUUCACAAGGCUUAGAACAAUUAAAACAAUCUUUAAUUGAAACUAUAGCCACUUGUUCUGUCAAUGAUGGCAUGCAUCAUAUGGCUAUUGCAUUGGGAAAACUUGCAAAUCUCGAAAGUUUCGUCCAUCAGGCUGAUAAUUUGAGGCAACAAACAAUACACCAAUUGCAUAGAAUAUUGACAAUUAGACAAUCAGCAAGGUGUUUCAUGAUGAUUGGUGAAUAUUAUGGUCGAUUAAGAGCCUUAAGUUCCCUAUGGGCAUCACGUCCUAGAGAGACUAUGAUGGCAGAUGACAACUCUUGUCAAACAACAAGUGAAUUGCAAAUGAUACAAGCAUCACAACACCAUUUCUCAAUGAGAUGAUCAUUAUUAUAUAUAUAUCCAUUCUUGAUAUAUAUACAUAUAUAUAAAUUAAUAUUACUCUUAUAUUGUAAAUGUAUAAAUCAAUUUUAUUGUGCACAACUACUUCAACAACUUCACAUAAUUGUAAAUCAAUAUCUUCAUGGGUAUAAGUAUCGAGUAACUUAAAUUA
Molecule: messenger RNA, 1644 nt
Organism: Solanum lycopersicum (tomato)
Lineage: Eukaryota; Viridiplantae; Streptophyta; Magnoliopsida; Solanales; Solanaceae
Product: transcription factor TGA9-like
Biological process (GO): regulation of DNA-templated transcription; DNA-templated transcription
Molecular function (GO): sequence-specific DNA binding; DNA-binding transcription factor activity
Source: RefSeq, a predicted model, not a curated record